UCCAAACAACAAGGGAAAAAGAGGCGCCGCGUCGCGCCUCGCUCUCGCCCAACCCCAGCCUCCUCUCUCCGGACUUCGCGCCGCCGGCCGCCGCCCUCGAGAUGGGCUCCUCCGGCUACGGCUACGGCCCCCCCUCCGGCCGCUACCUCGACCCGGAGCGCGUCUUUGCGCUCGUCAUCGGCCGCCGUCCGGGGGACCUCUUCGAGUACCUGGACUCCGUCCCCGGGGCACGCGCGGACCUGCAAUGCCGCCUGGCCAGCUUCGCAGGGACGGCUCUCCUGGCGCCGCUGCCUGGAAGCUCGCCGCCGUGGCCCGACGAGGACUCGUGGGCUCUGUACUGGGCGAAAUACGCGUGGGCUCACGCGCUAAUGAGCAGACUUUGUGCGCCUCAGAUGGUUGGUUAUCUGUUCAAAUAUCCUUCAGAUCCAGUACUCAGACAUGCUGCAAUCCUCAAUCAGAUAGAUGCUUCUACCUCCAGUACUCCUACUGCAAUGCUUCCUCCACAACAGAAAAAUUAUAAUGCUGUGAUCAAUUUUCCUAUCAUACAUGCUCGAACGCCUGAUAGUACACCUGCCUUUAACUUGGGAAGGCAUGCUUCAGAUUUUGCUCCAUGGGGGACUGAUUCUUCUCUUGAACUGGCAUUCUCAAAACUAUCUAUGGGCCAACCAGGAUCCGAGCUAAUGGCUCCACCGCUGAUGCGGAAUAACCAUGGCACACCUGCAAUGGGAGUACCAUCUCUGCGCCAACCUAGAUCAGCACAACUCACCCCACAGAGGCUGAUGCAGGAUGGAGAAGUGCUGCCCACAUUAGAUAUCAAAGGAAAAGGACCUGCAUCAGAAGUAUUCGAGCAAAAAGUGCGGGUCCAUGUCGCUAGUUUGAUUGCGGAAGAUGGCACUACAGGUGCUGCAGGGUUGUUGAUUAAGAAGGGAGCCUGGCAAUUCAUCUGCGCAUCAUGUUUCCCGAUGCAGGUCACGGGACCAGUUCUUUUAGCAGCUGCUUGCUGUGAAGGGAUCAAAAUCGCUCGGGCCUAUCAACCAACUUCUAUUGUGCUGGAGUCCCAUCUAUUCCAACUGCUCGACCCUCUAGCCAGUGCUCAUGCUCCAUGCCCACAGAUGGAAGAGUUGAUGAAAUUGCUGGAUCCCUCACAUUGCACAGUGGAAGCCAUUACCGAAGAAAGCAAUGGAGCUGCUCGUCAACUCGCCAUGCAUUCUUUGGUGACGGGGGUGGCCGAGAUAUUCUUCGGUGUUCCACCGGAUUGGCUUGUGCUUACUUAGCUGGUUGCCAAGAGCAGUAAUGUUAGUUACUCUGUUGCGAAACAAACGGCAAAUGGAUAGUUGGUAAAUGGCAAAUACAGGUUUCAGGUUAGAGUUUAGAUACAGACAAAUGCGAGCAUUCAUCAAGUGUAGAUACAGGUAGAUAGCAUUCUUUCUGUACCCACAUUGGAAAAAGCAAUUGAACAGGUAGUUGUACCCACAUGGUACUUUUGUUAUGAAUUGCAUACCGACUAUCUUCUAAGUGAAUUGUAUAACUAGUUCUGACUGAUGUGAUGUGAACUUGUCUAAGAGCAGCCACUUAUUCAUAUAUGAAUAGAAAGGGUUUCAGUUUCA
This is a messenger RNA of Lolium perenne, 1607 nucleotides long. RefSeq lists its product as uncharacterized. Lineage: Eukaryota; Viridiplantae; Streptophyta; Magnoliopsida; Poales; Poaceae. The record is from RefSeq and is a predicted model, not a curated record.